CAUUAGCCAAAAAGAAAAACCUUUUUUUGUUGUCAUUAUAGUGAAAUUAUAUACGAUCAUUGCAUAAUCGUUGUCAUUGAAAAAUGUAAAAAACAACAACAACAAUGAAUUUCGUCAACUUUGAAUGAAUGAAGACAAAGAAUAAGAAUACUAUUAUCGUCAUUCGACUAUUUUAACUGUUUGAUAUAAAAAAAAUAUAUAUUUUAAAUUUUUUAAAGUUUAAAAUUUCAUCAUUAUUAUUAUGUUGUCUAGCGAAAAAUUGGCCAUUUUAAAUAGUCAAUCUAGCAGUAGUAAUAAUAAUAAUAAUAGCAACAACGAAUCCUAUAAAUCAACACCGAAAAUUAAUCGUAAAGUUUCCAUUUCAGAUCAUCAGCAAGCAACACCAUCGACAACAACAACAACACAGCAACAAUCAACUAAAAAAAAUUCAAUCAACGGUACCAGUGUAUUGGGUAUAAAUAAAAAACGAUUAUCAUUAUUUUCAUUAUCAUCAUUGACAAAAGAUAAUACGGAUAAAUCUAAUAAACAGCAACAACAACAACAACAACAACAACAAACAACACAGAAUUCAAUUUUUCGUCGUGGACCAUCACAAAAACAGCAACAGCAACAACAACUACAAAAACAACAACAACAACAAUUAAUGAUGCAUAGUUCGAUUGAAAAAUAUGAAAAAAUAGCCAAAAUAGGUGAAGGUAGUUAUGGUAUUGUAUUUAAAUGUCGUAAUCGUGAUAAUGGUCAAUUAGUUGCUAUUAAAAAAUAUGUUGAAACUGAAGAUGAUCCAUUGAUUAAGAAAAUUGCAAUGCGUGAAAUUAAAAUGUUAAAGCAAUUAAAACAUCCAAAUCUAAUCAAUUUGAUUGAAGUAUUUCGUCGUAAACGUAAAUUACAUUUAGUAUUUGAAUAUUGUGAAUUAACCGUAUUGGAUAUAUUGGAAAAAUAUCCACGUGGUGUACCUGAACCAAUUGUUAAACGUAUUAUGUGGCAAACAAUUAAUGCUGUAAAUUUUUGUCAUAAACAUAAUUGUAUACAUCGUGAUGUAAAACCGGAAAAUAUAUUGCUAACACGUGAAUGUAUAGUAAAAUUAUGUGAUUUUGGUUUUGCACGUACAUUGAUACCGGGUGAAAAUUAUACCGAUUAUGUUGCUACACGUUGGUAUCGUGCACCAGAAUUAUUAGUUGGUGAUACAAAUUAUGGUCCAGCUGUUGAUGUAUGGGCAAUUGGUUGUGUGGCUGCUGAAUUAAUGCGUGGUGAAGCAUUAUGGCCAGGUAAAUCGGAUGUUGAUCAAUUAUAUUUAAUACGAAAAACACUUGGUGAUCUACUUGCCCGACAUAUAACAAUAUUUCGUACAAAUGAAUUUUUUGCCGGUGUUUCAAUACCUGAACCGGAUACAAUUGAACCAUUAGAACAAAAAAUACCUAAACAUAUUGAUCAAACUGGAUUUGAAUUUUUACGACGAACAUUGGAUAAAGAUCCGGCAAAACGUUCAACAUGUGAACAAUUAUUACAAUUUUCAUAUUUUAAUAAUGUUAAAAUACCUGAUCUAUCUUUGUAUGCUACAUCAUCGACAACAAAUAAUAAUAAUAAUAAUAAUAAUACGGCUAACAUACAUACAAAAUCCAAUACAAAACCAAUGGAUAUUCCAACUAAACAAACGACAACAACAACAUCAUCAUCAUCAUCAUCAUCAUUAUCAGCAUUUAAUUUACCACAAAUAUCACCAAAAACAAUGAAUAAUGAUAAUGAAAAUUCAUUAUCAACAAUGUUAACAACAAUGAAACAACAACAACAACAACAACAAUCAUCAAAUGAUUCAUCUAAUCAACAUAGUCCACAACGACAUGUUACCGGAACAAUUAUCCAUAAUAAUAAUAAUAAUAAUAACAGUAAUAAUUUUAUUAUGUCGAAUCCAACAAUAUUGGAUUCAUAUUCCGGUAGUAAUAUAACAAGAAGUAAAGUUUUUGAACAUUUACCCAAUAUUUCAUAA
Messenger RNA from Dermatophagoides pteronyssinus (European house dust mite), 1984 nucleotides. RefSeq names its product cyclin-dependent kinase-like 1. Lineage: Eukaryota; Metazoa; Arthropoda; Arachnida; Sarcoptiformes; Pyroglyphidae. The record is from RefSeq and is a predicted model, not a curated record. Gene Ontology annotation, molecular function: protein serine/threonine kinase activity; ATP binding. Gene Ontology annotation, cellular component: nucleus. Gene Ontology annotation, biological process: protein phosphorylation.